Messenger RNA from Bactrocera latifrons, 431 nucleotides. RefSeq names its product cuticle protein 38-like. The record is from RefSeq and is a predicted model, not a curated record. The transcript has 2 exons. Bases 29 to 355 code for a protein of 108 amino acids. Lineage: Eukaryota; Metazoa; Arthropoda; Insecta; Diptera; Tephritidae.
UCUUCAGCAAAACCCACAACCCAUCAAAAUGUUCAAAUUAUUGUCGGUUUGCUUCUUCGCUCUUUUCGCUGUCGCAUUCGGCGCUGCUAAACCCGGUCUCUUGGCUGCUCCAUUGGCUUAUUCUGCACCAUUAGCUGCUGCUCCAGUUGCUGCUGCGUAUGCCGCUCCAGUUGCCGCACCCCUCGCGUAUGCCGCAGGAUAUGCUGGUUACGUCGCUCCUUACGCCAGCAGCUACUCCGCUCACUCGAUUGCCCACUCCGCCGCUUUCCCAGCUGCCUACGCUGCCGCUCCAGUUGUGGCCGCUCCAGCGCCAGUCCUUGCUGCAGCCCCAGCUGUUGCUGUGUUGAAGAAAUAGAGCAGAAUUUGAAAAAGGAAUUUCCGAAAAUAAUACGGACCUUGGCAAUGAAAUAAAGCUGACGAUUAGAAAAAUA